GUUUUCGUUUAGAUUCCCAAGAAGAAGACAUAGUAUUAGAUCUCAAGAGGGACCUCUGGAAGCAAAAACUUUAAGUAGGGGAAUCAAAUUUUAAUUAUGUUGAAAAAUGACCAGAUUUUUGAUGUCUUGCUUAACCUAAAAUACACAUCAAAGCAGCUCACGAAACAUUCUAAUAAAGCGGAAAAUGCCAGUGAAAAGGAAAUGAACAACAUCAAAAAGGCGAUUGAAAAGGGUAAUACCGAAGCCGCCCGUAUCUAUGCUGUGAAUUCUAUUCGAAAACGCAAUGAAAGCCUGGACUACCUUCGUCUUGCUUCCCGAAUAGACGCAACGGCGUCACGCAUCCAGUCAGCGAUAAAAAUAAAUGAAACUGUAAAGUUAAUGAAGAACACGGUGAAGGGUAUGGAUAUAAUUAUGGAGUCACUGGACCCUGUAAAGAUCACAAGGCUCAUGGAUAAGUUCGAAAAGCAGGCAGGAAUCCUAGAGGUGAACACAAGUACCAUGAAUGCCGCGUUUGAGAGCACUUCCGAGGGCGCCAUCCCGGUGGAUCAGGUGGAUACUUUAUUAGAGCAGAUCGCGACGGAAAAUAAUAUUGAUAUUAGCACGAAGAUGUCGAAUGGACCGUUGAACUCUAUACUACAUGAACACAUAUCUGCUUCUCAAGAGGCUGAAGACGAUAUUGAGAGACGCUUGAAAGCUUUACAAUCGUUAUAAGCAUGAGAUGUCCUUGUUCUCACCAAGAGGCUGAAAGUGUUAUUUUUAGAGGAGUAAGAUUUUUGCCCUUAUCUUCCUGUAUUCCGGACAUAUCAUAACGUGACCCCUUAGGAGAAGUUAAUAGGUUUUUAUGCAGUUGGUCCUUUUUUAGAUAUAUUAUUAUUAUUGCAGUAGUGUAGUACCUUUUAUUCAAAAGUUUUUCAUUUUUGUUAAUAAUAUCUUAGUCCUAUUACUUGCUGAACGUAUGUCUUACCUUUUAACUGACAUUCUGAUUAUCAUGUAUCCUCUUUUA
This is a messenger RNA of Phytomonas sp. Hart1, 1003 nucleotides long. The record is from the annotation of a GenBank genome assembly. NCBI's taxonomy places the organism in Eukaryota, Euglenozoa, Kinetoplastea, Trypanosomatida, Trypanosomatidae.